Molecule: messenger RNA, 2709 nt
Organism: Macadamia integrifolia
Lineage: Eukaryota; Viridiplantae; Streptophyta; Magnoliopsida; Proteales; Proteaceae
Product: disease resistance protein RPM1-like
Exons: 1
Coding region: 1-2709 (902 amino acids)
Biological process (GO): defense response to other organism
Molecular function (GO): ADP binding; protein binding
Source: RefSeq, a predicted model, not a curated record
AUGGCAGAGGGUGUGGUAGGCCUUUUAUUGGAACGCUUGAGCGAUUUGCUGGUGAGCGAAGUAGAACUGCGGACAGGAGUUCGCAGGGCAUUUAUUGAAAUAAAAGAUGAAUUGGAAGGCAUGAGAGCCUUCCUGAAAGAUGCAGAUGCAUGGAAAGAUAAUGACAGAGCUCGCUCUUUCGUUGGCCAAAUCAGAGAUGCUGCCUAUUCCGUCGAGGAUGUGCUUGACGAUUUCACUCUUGGCCUUGCCCAGCUUCGUGAUGGAAGUGGGAAGAAAUCCAUUGGUCCUUCUUGUCUCUGCAAACCCACUUUCUCUAUUGCCCAUCUAAUCAAUCGCCGUCGGAUAGCAUCUGCGUUACGAGAUUUGAAGAUCAAAAUCCAUAACAUCAAUCAGUCGAACCCAAGGUACCAUAGUUUCGCCAAUAAAGAAAUUGGGUGGAGCUCAGGUGCUUUCGGCAAUGGAUGGCGUGACCCUACCGGAGCCGACGCCCUCGUCAUCCCCAGGGAAGAUGAAGUGGUGGGUAUCGACGAGCCCAAGCGAUGUUUGACGAAAUGGUUGGUCCAAGGAGAAUUAGAGCUCAGCGUGCUUUCUUUGGUAGGUAUGGGUGGAGUGGGCAAGACUGCUCUGCUCCGUAAGCUCUACCACAGCUCAACCGUAAAGCAUUACUUCGAACGUCACGCUUGGGUUACGUUGUCCGCGUCUAUUAGCCGAGACGACAUCUUGAGAAAUUUGGUGCAACAACUGUUCGAAGGAAUUCCUGAAGGAGUCUCUGACAUGGAAGAACCGAAGCUGAUGUCUCAGCUUAAGAGUGAGUUAAUUAACAAAAGGUAUGUUAUCGUUCUUGAUGAUUUAUGGAACGCAAGCACUUGGAAAUCCAUAGAAAAGGCAUUCCCUGAUGGUAGAUGUGGGAGUCGGAUAAUUUUGACGACACAACAAUAUAUCCCAAAUUGUGAUCAAUACCCACUUCAAACUCUGUCCUUGGAAGAUUCAUGGACCCUCUUCUGCAGGAAGACAUUCAAAUCCGUUGUUGGGCACCGUUGCCCUUCGCAUCUGGAGGAAGUAUCACGGAAGAUCGUCAACAGAUGCCGUGGAUUGCCUCUAACAGUCUUGGUGAUUGCUGGUGUACUCUCUAGCAUUCCCAAGAAAUCGACUGAAUGGUCCAUUUUGCUUAGAAUCCUGGAUUGGCAGCUAGAACAGGAUCCUUUGAUUCAUGAUUCGCAGACCAUCUUGUCCAUUAGCUAUAGCUAUCUCCCUUACCGCCUGAAAUCAUGCUUCUUGUAUUUUAGUGUUUUCUCAGAUAAUUAUCCCAUCAAGUGCUCGACGUUGAUCAGGCUGUGGGUUGCUGAGGGGUUUGUGGAAAAGAGAUAUGGUGUUUCGACGGAGGAAAUUGCAGAGCACUAUCUUGCUGAACUAAUCAACAGGAGCUUGAUUGAGGUGGGUGAUCGUGAUUUAGAUGGAAAGGUCAGGACUUGUAGAGUCCACGACGUUAUUCGUGAAUUCAUCAUCUCGAAAUCUCAGGAGGAGAAUUUCAAUGUCCUGUAUCGUGAACAUGAGAAAUGGCCCGAGGGGAGGAUACGGCGUCUAUCAAUCAUCCUCACUGGAAAAGAGUUUAAUCCAAAACCAAUAAGCUUACCAUCUUUUCGGUCUCUCUUCAUGUUUGGGAUGAUUCAAAAUUCCACAUCUUCCUUGCUUUCCCUCAUCUCAAGACUUCCAUUUCUAAGGGUUCUGGACUUGGAAAAUACCUCUUUGCAGAGCUUCCCCAAUGAAAUUAUAAAUCUCUUGCAUCUGAGGUAUCUAAGUCUGAAGAACUCAAGGAUUAGCUCCAUUCCAGAGUCAUUGGGGAAGCUUAAAUCUCUACAAACGCUGGACCUAAGGCAUUGUGAUGGUAUAAAAGAGCUGCCGCUUGAGAUUUGUAAACUUCAAGAGCUUGAAAAUCUCCUUGUCUAUGCCUGUUCUGAUGAAAUUUCUAUCACUAAGAAGGGUGUUAAUCUUCCUACUGGAACAGGGUCCAUAACAACACUAACCAACAUUUCAUCUUUCGAUGCAAAGGAAGGCAGCAAGGUAGUGAAAGAACUGGGCAAUCUAACCAAUUUGAGGAAAUUGGUAAUAACCAACCUGAGAAAGGAUGAUGGGAGGUUUCUGUGCGACUCUAUUGAACAAAUGAAGCGUUUGCAGACCCUCAAGAUAAGUGCAAUAGAUAGUGAAGAGCUUGUCAUGCCAUUGUUGUAUUCUCCUCCCACACUUCUUCAAAAGCUAUACAUGCAAGGGGUCCUUGAGAAGCUACCCAAUUGGAUUCUCAAUCUCACAAACCUAGUGAAGUUUAUGCUGCAAGGUUCUAAGCUAAAAGAAGACCCUCUUAAAGGGCUUCAAGCGUUGCCCAAUUUGGUGGAGCUUGUACUGUGGGAUGCAUAUGAUGGAGAAGAGUUAUGCUUCAAGGGACAAUGGUUUCAGAGGCUUAAGAGACUGGACCUCAUUGGACUGGCUCAGUUGCGCUUAGUAUCCGUGGAAGAAGGAUCCAUGCCUUAUGUCCAGAAGAUAACAGUCGAGGAUUCUGAGAAGCUGGAAAUGGUCCCAUUAGGCAUAGAAUCUCUGGCAUAUCUAAUGGAGAUCAGGUUCAUCAACGUCCCAUUGAGAAUAUCAGAACACGAGAGGUUGCAGCGUGUUCCACUUUCAAUUGUGGAUAAGAGUAGAAAAUUUGGCCGGGAGUGA